This is a messenger RNA of Colletotrichum fioriniae, 1536 nucleotides long. RefSeq lists its product as uncharacterized. Gene Ontology annotation, biological process: transmembrane transport; carbohydrate transport. Gene Ontology annotation, molecular function: carbohydrate:proton symporter activity. The record is from RefSeq and is a predicted model, not a curated record. NCBI's taxonomy places the organism in Eukaryota, Fungi, Ascomycota, Sordariomycetes, Glomerellales, Glomerellaceae. Gene Ontology annotation, cellular component: membrane.
AUGGUCGGCAAGAUGGUGAAGCAGAGGGCUGGCCAUCGUGGCAACUCGACUAGGUCGAUUCUCAUUGGACUAGCAAUCAGUCUUGCUGGAUUCGUGUAUGGUAUCGACACAGGCAUCAUUGCUUCGACCAUCGCUCAGACGACCUUCAAACUUUACAUGUACGGCCCAUCAAUGGACAAUGUGUCCGUGCGAGCAGGCAUCGUAUCUGGAUACUACGCAGGAUACGCCUUUGGCAGCGGUGGUUCCGCUUACUGCAUGGACAAAUUAUCCCGUCGCUGGACACUACUCUUUGGAGCGUGUGUCAGCGUCGCAGGAGCCGUGUUGCAGACCGCCGCCGUGAACCCGGCCAUGAUGAUUGUGGGUCGUGCCUUCUCGGGAUUUUCGACGGGUAUGGUCUAUCCGACGGCCCCUGUGUACCUUGCCGAGCUCAGCCCUCCAGAGAAUCGCGGAUUUCUUGUUGGCUUGAAAGGGUUGAUGAACACUCUCGGCUUCUUUGUUGCUGGAUGGGUGGGCUAUGCAGGCUCGUUUGCGGUUGGUGAACUACAGUGGCGUAUCCCUCUAGCCACACAGAUUCCGCCUGCACUGUGCCUCGCCAUCAUGACAUUUUUCCUGCCCUACUCUCCGCGAUGGUUGGCUAUGAAAGAGCGAUACGACAACGCCAAGAAGGUCAUGUAUUCUCUUCACGCCCACAGAGGUGCAGAAACGAUAGAGCAAGAGUUCGCCGAAAUGAUCAGCCAAAUUCAACUCGAAGCAAACAAGAAGAAAAUUUCCAACUUCUGGAACCUGUUCACACGCCAGUACAUCCGCAGAACUUUGCUAGCUUGCUUAACAGUCAACAUGAUGAAACUGUCAGGGUCCAACAUCAUCCAGAACUACCAGUCCGUUAUGUAUAAUUCUCUUGGGUACGAGGGCCAGACUGUACUCCUAAUCGGCGGGUUAUACGGCUUCAUGGCUGUUAUCGGCCAGAUCAUCAACGUCUUCUUCGUUGCCGACCACUGGACGAGACGCAUCACUGUUAUAUCCGGGAGUUUUACGCUCGCCUUCCUCCUAGCGGUCUUGACGGCGUUGUCGAAACUUUUCCAAGACGACUCCAAUCCCGCCGGGUCCCGUGCUGGUGUUGCGUUCAUAUUCUUAUUCGCUUUUGCGUACUCAUUCUUCUUUAACAGUGUGAAUUGGGUCUUGGUAGCAGAGAUCUUUCCUCUCGACCUCCGUGGCGUCGGCGUUGGCUUCUCGGUCUUCACACAGGCUGUUACGGCAAUUUGGUUGUCUUACGCGGCAUCACUCGCGUUCGAUGCCAUCGAGUGGAAGUUUUACUUCGUCUUUAUUGCCUGCAACGCCUUUGCGGGGACCGUCUAUUUCUUUUUCCUGCCCGAGACUCGCUUUUUGUCACUUGAAGAGGUGGCUGCCAAGUUCGGGGACGAGAUCGUCAAUCCCGGAACCAAGGACCCGGAGCUAAAUCGGUUUGAGCAAGAUGCGGCGGAUAUCAAGAGGCAGCCUAAAAUCUCUUCAGACCACGUUGAGGAUUCGAGAAGAUGA